This is a messenger RNA of Clonostachys rhizophaga, 1173 nucleotides long. NCBI's taxonomy places the organism in Eukaryota, Fungi, Ascomycota, Sordariomycetes, Hypocreales, Bionectriaceae. The record is from the annotation of a GenBank genome assembly.
AUGAUUGGAAGACGAGCUUUCCGCGCAGUCUGCGGCCGCUCGCGGCCAGAAUUGGAGCAAGCAACAGACAAUGUCUCCAGCUACUUCCGCCACUUCUCGACAUCGAACAAUUGGCUCGCCGACGAGGCCAGCAAUAAAGGAAGCAGCGCACCCCCGAAUCUCCGACAACGCUCCCUCAAUACUGCGAACGAAGUCAAGGCUUUCGCAAGAAACCGCGCCAGCCCUGCCCAGGCCAACACAGCUGCGAGCCCCGAAGGAACCAGCAACCAGCCCAGAGUCAUUGAUGUCAAGAGUCUACCAAGAGGUGGUCUAAGAGGCCGUGGCAGGGGCCUUGGGCGUGGAUCGAUGCGUGGCGGCGCAGCUGUCCCCCCUCACCUACGAAGCCCGUCACCCACUGGGACGAACCGGUUCGCUCGUGGUGGCUUUGCGGGUCGUGGUGGUCGAGGUCGAGGUGGCCGGGGAGGCGGCGGGCGAGGGAAACGGCGAGACGGUGAUCAGGAUGGCGAGAAUGCUGAGCGGCAGGAACGUGAGCGUGUAAGGAGAGAUGAAGACAAGGAAAAUAUCAAACCGGACCCGGCCGAAGAAGCGCUUGAACAGGUUGUUCGUUUUGGAACGACCGAGGUGUUCAACCCAGCGCCAGUGACUGCGGAGGCUCUGACUGACUUCAUGCCCACUGUCCCCUCGGCAUCAGGUAGCAAGUCGGCCACCGUGCUGGAAAACCUUCAAUAUCUCGGCACCGGAGACCGCGUCGGCACUGCCCUGGGCCUGCAGGCCAGCGGCUACGGGGAGAGGCUUCAACAGGGUGGCCUGCUCUUCUUUGCCGAACCGGAAACCAAGGCCGGUUUGGAGCAGGCCAUGCAAGAGAAACGCUACGACGAUGCGGUCACGCAAGCGUAUCUCAAUACUGCAGAGGAUGAGGAGCCCGCCCCCGUCGAGAGAAACAAUGAGGUGAUCAUGAUGGACGGGGUUGAAGAGUCCAUCAAGCAGGUUAUUCUAAACAAAGCAGUCGCUGGCCAGCAUGAGGCAAUCAAGCAAGCCUCGGAUCCGGUGGGCGUGGCACGCAACUGGCAUCUGAGGUCUGAGACUUGGUCAGAGAAGGAGACGAAUCUGUUCGAGGCAAAGCUCACGUCCUUGCUGAACAAGGCCAAGCCGCAACCCCGGGCCAAGGCUUGA